This is a messenger RNA of Calypte anna (Anna's hummingbird), 2967 nucleotides long. RefSeq names its product cAMP responsive element binding protein 3 (gene CREB3). NCBI's taxonomy places the organism in Eukaryota, Metazoa, Chordata, Aves, Apodiformes, Trochilidae. Gene Ontology annotation, molecular function: RNA polymerase II cis-regulatory region sequence-specific DNA binding; DNA-binding transcription factor activity, RNA polymerase II-specific. Gene Ontology annotation, biological process: regulation of transcription by RNA polymerase II. Gene Ontology annotation, cellular component: nucleus. The transcript is spliced from 11 exons. Bases 554 to 1867 code for a protein of 437 amino acids. The record is from RefSeq and is a predicted model, not a curated record.
GUCAGAGCUGGUGCGGUGGAAGCCGCGGGUCUGGGUGACGUAAGAGUGGCACGAUGGAGGCGGCGGGGCUGCGUGGAGGCAGUGACACCUGCUAGCUAGGUGUGAAAGCUUAAUUAACAUUUCUAAUGGGGAUGUGUGACAGGUCCCCCUGCUCUGGCUAAGUCAUUCUUGCUUUGGUUCAGGCAUCCUAGCCAAGUGACCCUGACUGGUGCCAGCUUUGCUCUGCAAACUGUGAGAACCAUGCUGGCCUGCAUCUUCUCAGGGACCAAGGAGCCUCAGACACAUCUUAUCAGGAGAUAACAGUGCCCGCCAAAGACAGAAUUAGACAAAACUAAAACUAACUCAGCCGCACAUGUGCACAAACAAGGGCGGGGAUUUGACUACCAGUCCAUCGCUCCAUGCUAUAAAUGCCUGCACCCUCCCUGAGCCUGAGCCCACUGUCUCUCCGGGUCAGCGCUGCACGGUGGUCAUCUCCCCCUCGAGCUGGGACAUCUUCGGCGUUACUUCGUGAGGCUGGAAGACCCUCUACUCAGCAGUGGGUAGCUGCAGCGAGAUGUUGUGCCCAGAGGAGCUGGCUGUCCUGGAAGAUGAGGAUCUGAUUGACUUCCUCCUGAGCAAUGAUUCUCCCGGCCCUGAAAUCACAGGGCAGGAGAAUCAUCAGGCGGUUGAUUGGAGCCCGAUAGACGCUGAGCUGCUGGAUAAGGAGAUUGAUGACUUCAUGAGCUCCCUGCUGAGUGGCUUUGAAAACACCCCAGAGGCAGUGCAGGGUUUAUUGUCAGCUGACGGUGACAGCGGCUUUUCUGAGGAUCAGCAUCUGUCCCAGAGUCCUGGCAAUGACUUUGCCAGCAGCCUUUCGAAGGGCGUUGUGCAGGCUGAUCACAACUAUUCCCUUCAUCAGGAUUGUCCUGAGGUGGGAAGUGUGAGGUGUGAAACAUCAGAAGGUGUUUUCAUUGAUGUCGAGGCACAGAAGAGUUUGGAAGGCACAAGCAAGGAACUGGAAGAGAACAUUGUUGUUACUGUGGAUGCUGGACCCCAGCUUGAACCUGGAACCUUUGUGCAGACACCAACUGCUUCUGACUUCCCAGAGCUGGUCCUGACGAAGGAGGAGAAGCCGCUUCUGGGGAAAGAAGGUGUUGCAAUACCAGCCUGUCUGCCACUGUCAGAAGGUGAAGAGCAGCUUCUGAAGAAGGUGCGCCGUAAGAUUCGGAACAAGCAGUCUGCCCAUGACAGUCGUCACAGAAAGAAGAUGUAUAUGGAAGACCUGGAAAACAGGGUGGCAGCCUGCAUAGCCGACAACCGCAGGCUGGAGAAGAAGGUGAAGCUGCUGCAGGAGGAGAAUGCGUCGCUGCUCCAGCAGCUGUGGAAACUGCAGUCCUCGGUGAGCGAAUCCAUCACCAAAACCACCGCAGGAAAAACCUGCACCUUGAUCAUGGGUUUGUCCUUCUGCCUCAUUGUGUUCCCCAACGUCCGCUCUGCCAGGAACAGGGAGACACAGCUGGAACUUAGAGUGCGCUCACGCCGGAUCCGUCAGUCACCAAGGCAGGCAGCACCUACCAUGCAAGUGAACCCUGUGCUGGAGGGGCUUGGCCCAGAGUUUGAGGACCCCUUGCUGUUAAGCCAACUUAAUCAAUUGUUGGAAGAGGAGCAGAGUCUACUCAGCCAUGAUCCCAGAGCUCCUUUCAAUACCAACUUGUCCUUUGACUCCCAGAUGGCAGCAGGCUUGGAGCUGGGCCUUCCCCAGCCUCAGGAGGAGCACUCCCAGAGCAACCCAUUGGAGGCAGCUGCGGCGUGGAGAGUCAACGAGCAGGAGUGGGUGAAACAUGCUGCUGGAGCUGUCUUCCAGCAGCACCACUUUGAUGAGAUGUGACCACCACUGCCUCCUGCACCUCAGAGUGAUGCAGGGCACCUUGCUGGGCAGAGAAGAAAGCUGCAUUAACAGAUAAUCUGUCAAAGCAGAUUCUUCUCAAUACUAUGCUGGUUGCUGGCAGCUCAGAGGGUUUGCUAGGAAGGCAUCAUUUUAGGGCUGACCUGUUCUGCCACUCCCACUCUAUAGCUAGACUCUCUCUGAGACGGGAUAACGAACUUUGGGAACUUUGCUGCAGCUGCAGCAGGGUGGGCCUGCAUCCUGAGGUGUAUCCCAUAGUUUGCAGGGAUGGGCAGUGCAUGGAGGAUGAAAGCAGUAAAGCCUGAGGUCUCCCUACUUGAUCUGACUGGAUGUCAUUGGUGAUUGGAAGCCACUACCUUACUUACUCCCUGCAUAGAUAGAGAUGGACAGGCUGGGCCCUGUGCUUGUGUGCAGGUGCUCACAGGCAUCUGUCCCUUGUCCCUUCCCCUUAAUCCUGGUGUGUUGCCUUAUAUCUAGGAGCAAGAUAGUGAACUGAUUUUAGUGCCCUCACAGGGAAUUGUCCUACCAUUGGGACAGACCCUGUUGUGUCACCUGUUCCUGCUAGUUUUUGAGCCAUGGACACAGCUUCUGGGCUGGCUAGAGAAGGUAAUGUGAAGUCCUUCUUGAGCCAUGUCUGCUGUUUCCCAUCCACUGAGCCUCUUAUCUCCCACAGCCCUGGGAGUUGAGCCUCUGGGCCUGGAGGAGAAGGCAUGUCUUGAAGCUGGCUGCUGAGAAGACAUGGAGCAUAGAGCAGCAGAGCUGUUUGCUCUUUGGAAGUCUUUCCUGACCACAGGACUGUUCCAAGCUUUGCCAUGCUGGCCAGUGAUGCAGUGAGCUGGUAGUAGUUGCUCCCCGGGGCUGAGCAGAAAAACUCUUAAGCAUCUUUCCUUAUCUUUUAGACACAUCAUAGAAUCAUACGGAGCUGGAAGGGACCUUUAAAGCUCAUGUAGUCCAAGCCUCCUGCAAUGAACAGGGCCAUCUAGAAGGAUUGGACCAGAUGAUCCAUGAGGUGCCUUCCAUCCUGACAUUAUAAUAAUUAUUUCCUUAUUAGUAACAUUUAAAUAAAUAGUGAUGUUCUGCAA